AGCAAAGCUUGGAUGUGAUGGCGAUCAACGGCGACCAGCUUGCCAACGGCAUCGUAGGCGGCCACGUCGUCGAGUCGGACUGCACGAAAUUGCGCACGCUCAACGUGCUCGACCACCGCGACGACGACGGCCAGCACCUCCUCUGCGGCAACUCGUGCUUCAACGCGACGGCGGCCACCUAUGCUGCGAUGCUCAACAACGACUGCUUCCACGGCGAUGACGAGUACGAAGUCGCCAACCAGCGACUGUAUGCAGCAAGCUUCCAAUUUGCGUGCCAGGCCUACGCCGCGUCCAAGUACUGCGUGUCACUGCUUGGCGACACGGUCGCGUCCGCCGGUGGCAGCUACGACCUCUGCAAGGACAUUGUCAAGCCGCUCGAGUGCUGCUACGAGAGCUACCGACGCUACAUGCUCUUUGGCACCAACACGUCGGUGGCCGAGAUGAACUACAUUUCGAAAAAGUGCGGCGACGUCGUCACAAACGCGUGUCCGUGUCAUCUCAACCUCUACGCGACCAACGUCUCCAACACCUACGUCUGCAGUUAUGGUGGACGCGCGACGGUCUCGAUGCUCCUGCUGCUCACGCUAUGUUGGCUGCAAGUGGAAUAAAAUCGCUUAUAGCGCGCCUAC
Molecule: messenger RNA, 629 nt
Organism: Saprolegnia parasitica CBS 223.65
Lineage: Eukaryota; Oomycota; Saprolegniomycetes; Saprolegniales; Saprolegniaceae
Exons: 3
Coding region: 18-608 (196 amino acids)
Source: RefSeq, a predicted model, not a curated record